This is a messenger RNA of Exaiptasia diaphana, 1807 nucleotides long. Its product is annotated as ADP-ribosylation factor-like protein 2-binding protein. The record is from RefSeq and is a predicted model, not a curated record. Gene Ontology annotation, biological process: positive regulation of tyrosine phosphorylation of STAT protein; maintenance of protein location in nucleus. NCBI's taxonomy places the organism in Eukaryota, Metazoa, Cnidaria, Anthozoa, Actiniaria, Aiptasiidae. The transcript has 6 exons. Bases 449 to 1036 code for a protein of 195 amino acids. Gene Ontology annotation, cellular component: mitochondrial intermembrane space.
CUUACMACUACCUCGAGCUGUUCGAUCGUAGCCUUKCGAGCUGAAAUGUCAAGGGAAAACUGUGAAARCUACGUAUAGUCACACAAAGUCCAUAUGUCAGUAGGAUAGCGACGUUUAUCCAUCAACUCUGAUCRAAGGAUUUAUAUAUCUCGAGCUUCCUGUACCAACUUACCAACUAAAAGACUGGCACUAGGUCCACUCCCCUAAUCCUCAUAAAGAUAAAUCAAAGAUAUUUCACUUGAAUUUGGUAUCACUUCGACCAAAGGAUUGUAAAAGUUUAUUUAUCAAUUUCAAGCUUUUUAUUCGAAUUAUUGCGCUAUAAAGAUUAUUGAAGAAAUGUAAACAAGUGCCCGCGAAAGAAUAUACAGCGGUUGAUACCCAUCAAAACAGUUUAAACCAAGAUGGCGGGUAAGAAGUAAAUUGAGUCCAAACGCGUUUGUAUUUUUACAUGAUUCUACGUURUUUUCGUAUUUCAGGGAUACAUUCUUUAGAUUUUGAAGAAAAUCUUGUUGUAGGAAGAUCCAGUAGAGCUGACACGAAGUUUGACAAGACAAUUGGACACCUUGAAGAUAUUAUAAUGGAGGAACAGUUUCAAAGCAUGCUACAUUCAUUUAUGGAGAAACAUGUUCAUCACUUUGAAGACACAGAAGAAAACAAAUUGAUAUAUACAGAUAUAUUUAAAGAAUAUGAAAAUUUAAUUGAAAAACAUAUUGAAAGUGAACUGAGUAAAAGAAUGUCAUCCUUUUCAAUGCAAGACUUUCUCAAGUCAAUAGAAAAGAGAGUAGAUCAAAUUGGACCGGAUAUUGUUGAAAUGCUAGUUAGUUUUACUGACUUCCUUGCCUUCAADCAAAUGUUUCUGGAUUUUAAAGCUAGUAAAGAAGGAACUGCASUUGACUUUAGUGACUUGAUGACAGUGGUUCCAUUGUCUUCAGCUACUACAACAUUAGACAGCUCUGCUGAUGAAGAUAUGCAAAUUGAUCCAGAUUCACCUCGUGACGCUCCAAAAAGAGGACAGAAUCCUCAACAUAAGAGCUGAAAUAAGUGGAAUAGUAAUUUGAUGUACAAAGCAACAUUUCAAAAUAGAGUCUACACUUGGGUUACCUGUGUGAAACACUCAUACCAUUGUGGGCUACCUGYGUAAAGCACACUUGAUGUGGGCUACUUGUGUUCAUGUCAUAAUAGUUGUGAUACUAGAGUGGAUGACUGUGCAAAGGCACGGAUCACAACACGGCAUGGUCACGGAACCUUGCCUGGUAGUGAUCGAACAAAAUAAAUCAAGAAUACAUCACCAUCACGGCACAGUACAGACACAGCACGAAGUGCAGUAUUCUUUGCACAGUCAUGUGAAAUCUACAUCUAUUGAUGAUAUGAAUUGUAUUUUGUUUUAUACCAGUCAACUCAUUUCUAAAAUUGUGAUAGAUUGUUGAAUAUCUUAUACAGAAUUAUACAUAUGGAAUAAGUUAUGCUAUAUUGAGAUAAAUUGCACAGGUAACUUAUGACUCUCACAAAGCCAUCUUUAUAUUUUAAGAAAUGACUUUGCUUUCAGAAGCACUGUAUGCAUGGAUAUACAGGACCCUGUGUGAGCUUACAGCUGUCUCAACACUUGUAUAUUGGACUAGACUAUAAUUUGCUUGUACUAUAUCAAAACAUCAGCUUUAUGACCAAAUUAUUCUUUGCUUCUGAAAUAUCUUCUUAUUCUGUUUAUUGUAAAUAUGUAAGAACAUUAUUUGUAAUUUACCCUAUGGAUAAUCACUAUUGUAUUACAGUCAUACAACACGUUUUUAGAGUGAUCAAUAAAGAUGUUCAA